This is a messenger RNA of Zalophus californianus (California sea lion), 5284 nucleotides long. Its product is annotated as ATP-binding cassette sub-family A member 3-like. The transcript is spliced from 31 exons. Gene Ontology annotation, cellular component: intracellular membrane-bounded organelle; membrane. Gene Ontology annotation, molecular function: ATP hydrolysis activity; lipid carrier activity; ABC-type transporter activity. Lineage: Eukaryota; Metazoa; Chordata; Mammalia; Carnivora; Otariidae. The record is from RefSeq and is a predicted model, not a curated record. Bases 130 to 5166 code for a protein of 1678 amino acids. Gene Ontology annotation, biological process: lipid transport; transmembrane transport.
GGAGGGCGUUCGGAGGUGGUUGUCUCGGAGGACAAAGCGCGCACACUUGAGCAGCGAAGGCGGACGGGGAGGCGCAGGUGUGGCGGUCUUGAGGCCUUUGUGAGCUGAAAUUCCAUUCCUUGCGAUAAAAUGGAUUUGUUGUGGCUCAACCAAUUUGCGGUCCUCCUCUGGAAAAAUUUCGUUUUAAAGAAAAGGAAGAUAAUUUCUUUAAUUGUGGAAAUCUUCAUGACGGUCUUCUUCUCUCUACUGAUUUUGCUUCAUCGCAGAAAUAUAAAGAAGACGUUUCAGAAUGUUACUAUUUUCAGGCCUGUUCCUUUGAUGACCCUGCCUGAUUUCUUCUUUAAUAGGAGCUAUGUAUAUGAAUUAGCUUAUGUGCCUUCUAAAAGUGUUGUGGUAAAAAAUAUUACUGAGAUGGUGAAAGAGACGUUAAAUACCAAUUUUUCAGUUCAAGGCUUUUCUUCAGAAGCACAGUUUGAAAAGUACAUUAUGUAUGAAAAGAAGCCUAUGGUUCAUGUGCUGGCUGCUAUUGUAUUUGAUCAUGACUUCAAAAACAGCGAUGACGGUUUGCCACUUAAAGUAAAAUAUCAUCUGCGUUUUGGUGCAGGUACUGAGAAAUCUUCAAAUUUACUAAGCUCCUUAAAAGAUACUGGAUGGAAUACACAUCUUCUCUUUCCAGAGAUACCUUCUCUAGGACCCAGGAACCUAGUUGAUGAUGAUGGAGGAGAUCCUGGGUACAUCAGAGAAGGGUUCCUGCUUUUGCAGCAUGUCGUAGAUCGGGCCAUCAUGACAUACCAUAACGGCAGAGCUGCAGAACAAGUGUUUAGUGAUGUCUUAAUUUUUCUUAGGCGGUUUCCAUUCCCUGCUUAUUAUAUUGAUACUUUUUUGUGGAUUUUUAUAAGUAUCUUCCCUUUGGUAGUUUUACUUGUAUUUUCUCUAACUGAACUUACCCUCAUCAGGACCAUUGUUUCGGAAAAGGAAAAGAGAUUAAAGGAGUACCAGCUCAUGAUAGGACUCAGUAAUGCUAUGCUCUGGGCUUCCAAUUUUGUCUCAUUCUUUCUGAUGUUUUUAAUUAUUGUCUGUUUACUGUGCGUGAUUUUAUUUGUCAAGAUCGUACCUGAUGUAGUCCUCCGGUACAGUGACCCAUCUCUCAUCUUUGUGUUUUUCCUGUGCUUUGUCAUCGCCUCUAUAUCCUUCGGCUUUCUGAUUUCCACAUUCUUCGAUACAGCUACUUUGGCUGUUUCUGUUGGAGGUUUCCUCUAUUUUGUCACCUUCUUUCCAUACGUAUUCGUGAGCACCAUGUAUACACAGAUGACCCUCACCGAGAAGCUGGCUUUCUGUGUCUUUUCGAAUGUUGCAGUAGCUUUGGGGGUUGAUUUUAUAAGCAAGAUGGAAAUGAAGCAGUAUGGUGUCCAGUGGAAUAACAUGCUGUCACCAGUGAACCCAGAUGAUGACCUUAGUUUUGCUCACAUUAUGGGAAUGCUUUUAUUUGAUGCUUUCUUGUUUGGCCUUAUGACCUGGUAUAUAGAUGCUGUCUUUCCAGGGAAGUAUGGUGUGCCCAAGCCAUGGUAUUUCUUUGUGCAGAAAUCCUACUGGUUUGGUAAAGCUUUAAGCAUUAAGAAGAAAGAAGAUAAGCAAAUUAUUGAUAUAACUAGAAGUGACUAUUUUGAAGAUGAGCCUGUUGAUUUGGCAGCUGGUAUCAGGAUUCAACAUCUGUACAAGGAAUUCACAAUGGAGAAGGAUACCAUCAUGGCAGUAAAAAACUUAUCUUUCAAUGUAUAUAAGGGGCAAAUUACUGUUCUUCUGGGACCUAAUGGGACAGGAAAGACUACCACCUUAUCAAUUCUCACAGGUUUGACUCUUCCUACAAGUGGAAAGGUGUAUAUUAGUGGAUAUGAUAUCUCAAAAGACAUGGUUCACAUCAGGAAUAACUUGGGCUUUUGCCCCCAGGAUGACAUAUUGUUUUCAGAAUUGACAGUAUCAGAACAUCUCUAUUUCUACUGUGUGAUAAAAGGAGUACCUCCAGAGAUACGUCUCACAGAAGCUAAUAAAAUGCUGACUUCUUUUGGCCUGCUGGAAAAGCAUGAUGCACUUGCAAAGUCACUGAGUGGAGGAAUGAAGCGCAAACUCUCCAUCAUUAUAGCACUUAUAGGAGGUUCCAAGGUGGUGAUACUUGAUGAGCCAACAUCUGGCAUGGACCCAGUCUCAAGGAGAUUCACCUGGAAUGUCCUUCAGCAGUAUAAACAUGAUCGUACCAUCUUACUGACCACCCACCACAUGGAUGAAGCUGAUGUCCUGGGUGACCGUAUAGCCAUCAUGGUGAAGGGAUCCCUGCAGUGUUGUGGCUCUUCAAUUUUCCUGAAAAGAAUAUAUGGUGUGGGAUACCACAUAAUUAUGGUGAAGGAGCCUCAUUGUAAUGUUGAAGAAAUUAUUCGAGUGGUUGAUCAACAUGUACCUGAAGCCAGAUUGGAGAACAAUGUUGCAGCUGAAUUAUCAUUUAUCCUACCCAAAGAAUACACACACAGGUUUAAAGACCUGCUUACUGAUCUGGAAAACAGACAGAAAGAGCUGGGCAUUGGUAGCUUUGGUGUCUCAAUCACUACCAUGGAAGAAGUUUUCCUUAGGGUCAGUAGAGAGGAUGAUGAAGCUUUCCAGACCCCAUCCCUAAAGGACAAAAACAGAAGAGAAAACAUGAACCAGAAUAUGAAUGUGCCCAGAAGUUUUGAGAGAUCAUACUCUCCCACUGCAAGUGAACCCUCUAAUAUUAAGUUUAAUAGUGGGUGGUCUCUUAACUGCCAGCAGUUUUGUGCCAUGUUCUUAAAGAGGGCUAUGUUCUCUUGGCGCAACUGGAAUUUGAUGUUGAUGCAGAUACUGGGACUUCUGGGCAUUGUUUAUUUUCUCAUGAGAGGAAUGGAAAUUUCAAGAAAUAGAGUUGAAAAUGCCAGGGAAAUGGAUUUGGAACAAUAUGGUCAAACCAUUGUGCCUUUCUCAGAUGAUGACCGUUCUGAUUUUUCUCAGAAUUUAACAAAAAUUCUUGAGACGAUGCUAAAGGCUAAGAAACAAAAAUUUCAGGAAGUGAAAGGUGGCUUAAUGAAAUACUUGCAGGAAAGUCAAGAAUGCAUUUACUCAUGCAUUAUUGCACUUUCCUUUCACGUUGUUGGAAAUAAAAAAAUAGUUACACUUUGGUUCAACAACAAGGCAUACCACUCACCACCAUUAUCCCUGGCAGUAUUAGACAAUCUUAUUUUUAUGGCACUUUCUGGCCCUGAUGCUUCAAUUACGGUCUCCAACAAACCUCAGCCUCAAAAUAUUGUGUCUAAAAAACUUGAGGGAAGAAAAAUACCAGGAAUGCAGGUAGCCUUGAAUUUGUUUUUUGGUGUGAGUAUUUUUGUCAGUGGCUUUUGUCUUCUGACAGUGACUGAGAGAAUCACUAAGGCAAAGCACAUCCAGUUUGUGAGUGGGGUCUCUGCCAUUAAUUUCUGGCUCUCUGCUCUGCUGUGGGACUUCAUCAUCUUCUUCAUUGCCUGCUGCUUACUAAUGGUGGUGUUCCUAUUAUCUGGAUUGGAUGCACUGACCAAGAAUUACUGCUUUCUGGACACAUUGGUCAUCUUCAUGCUGUUUGGCUGGUCUGUCAUUCCCUUCACAUACCUGAUAAGUUUCCUUUUUUCUAGUCAUACCAGUGCCUACAUCAAGCUCGUUAUGUUAAACUACUGUGCAGGAGUUUUCAGUAUAGUAAUGGAUAUAAUAAUAACCACAACAUCAGACAAAGGAUCUGCUUCUGAAAGCCUCCUACUUAAUUCAAUGAUGGUGUUACCCAUGCAUAACUUUGGGAUGAGCAUCAGCAAAUAUUAUGAUAACCAAGAGACAAAGAUUCUGUGUUCCUCAACAGAUGUUCCUGCCUUCAUAAACUGUAGUAAAGCAAUAACUCAGAUGAAUGUAUAUAGUUUGGAAAAAGAUGCAAUAGGAAGAUUUUUAGUUGCAAUGGCUGUUACGGGAUUUAUUUUCUUCCUCUUGAUUUUCCUUAUGGAGACCACCUCAUGGAAAGUGAGAACCUUUGUGUUUCGCUAUAUUUUCUUUGGUAUCUACAAGAAAUUUAAUAAGGAUAUAGUAUCCACAGAAUUAUCUGGGGAAUCUGAAGAUGAUGAUGUACAAUAUGAGAGAAACAGAAUCCUGGAGCAGCCUCAGGAAUUGCUGAAUUUCACAGUACUUAUUAAGGAACUCACAAAGAUAUAUUUUACAUGUCCAGCUGUUUUGGCUGUCAGAAAUAUCUCCCUUGGAAUCCAAAAGGAGGAAUGUUUUGGACUGCUUGGAUUAAAUGGAGCUGGAAAAACUACUACCUUCGAAAUAUUGACAGGAGAGGAGACUGCUACCUCUGGGGAUGUGUUCAUUGAGAAUUUAAGUAUCACCAAAAAUCUUCUAGAGGUAAGGUCAAAAAUUGGCUAUUGUCCACAGUUUGAUGCUUUGCUGGAUUACAUGACUGCUCGGGAAAUUUUGGUCAUGUAUGCCAGGUUGUGGGGUGUUCCUGAGACCCAGAUUACACAAUAUGUGAAUCAACUAUUGCAAUCACUAAAUCUGGAACCCUAUGCUGACAAGUUUAUUUAUACUUACAGUGGAGGAAACAAACGUAGACUGAGUAAUGCCAUUGCCCUAAUGGGAAAGCCCUCAGUCAUCUUCCUGGAUGAGCCAUCAACUGGCAUGGACCCAGGGGCCCGGCGCCUGCUUUGGAACACAGUAACAAGGGCACGUGAAAGUGGCAAAAUCAUCAUCAUUACCUCUCACAGUAUGGAGGAAUGUGAUGCCCUCUGUACCAGGCUGGCCAUCAUGGUGAAGGGAAAAUUCAUUUGCCUGGGCAGCCCUCAGCACCUCAAGAACAAGUUUGGCAAUGUUUACAUCCUGAAGGCUAAGUUCAAGAUGGAUACAGAUGAGAAAGAAUUAGAGAAUUUUAAAAAAUAUAUUGCAACGGUUUUCCCAGGUAGUGAAUUAAAACAUGAGAAUCAAGGGAUCCUUAACUACUACAUUCCCAGCAAGGACAAUGGCUGGGGAAAGGUAUUUGGUAUUUUGGAGGAAGCUAAAGAGCAAUUGAAUUUAGAAGACUAUUCCAUCAGUCAGAUAACGCUGGAACAAGUCUUCCUGACCUUUGCUACCCCAGAGAACACAGAAGGGGACUGAAAAAAAAAAAAAGGUGCAAUGAGAUUCACUUCUAACUACUGACACUAUGUCUUCCUUAGUACUCUCUACUAUACCUGGAUACAUAGAGGGGCAUUUCUGUGUGUGUAUAUCUUGAAAU